AUGCCCUUGCCCGGAUCCGGCUCAACAGAAGUUGAAGAUACGGUCGCGGAACCUUCACCCAAUGACAUCAAGGAACUGGCCCGCCUUCUUGCCGACCCGACCAUCGUCAACUGGCUGGAACAACGGGCCGACGCACUCAACGGAGAGGGUACACCGGAGAACCAGUCCUUCAGGGACAUUGCGGCACAAGGGCUCGAGGCCGUCCAGGCAAGGGUGCGGCAGGUCGGUGUCGCCCUGACACUGUUGCCACAGGCACCGUCGAUCAUUUCCAGCACAUGGCAACAGGAACUCUCACCGCGGGAACAGUUGAACCUUGUUGUUCUGUUGAUCAUUUUCGUUUUUGUCGGUGCAGGACUUGAGUGGCUCUACUGGCGCUACGCCGGAUUUGUCCGGCGACGCAUCGAGCUGCAUCAAUCAACCACCUAUCUUGAAAAAACCCGCUCGGCGCUCACUCGCCUUGCACUGGUGUCGGGCGGUGCCUUCUGUUUUUCCCUGGGCACGAUCGGCACGUUCGUCAUUUUCGAAUGGCCGCAAAACUCCUAUGACUUUGUUCUGGAACUGCUGAUUUCGCUUGUCAUCAUACGGGCCAUUGCGGCAAUUGCGCUGUUCGCGCUUGCACCGCGCGUCGAAGCGCUCAGACUGGUGCCACUCUCCCGGCAGGAUGCGCGGCUUCUCUAUCUCGGGGUCAUGGUGACAUCCGCCGUCAUGCUGUUUGGUGGCAGUCUCGCAGAAACCAUAGUGCUUCUGGGACAGAAUGAGGCUGCAGGCCUGGCCAUUGACAUAUCGGCCGCGGCCGCAACGACAGUCCUGGUCAUCCUGCUGUUGUGGCUGUUAUACGCGCGCAGCGAACCUCAGCGCCGUUUCAUUCUGAUGCCGGUCCUUGGCUCCUUUGUGGUGCUGAUGCUCUUCAUACUCUGGCUGAUUGGUGCCUACAGCCUGGCAGGCACUCUGGCCGUCAUUGCCCUGCUUGUGCCGAUCGAGCGCAUUCUGAGGCGGACGAUCGAGCAUGCUUUCAAGGCAAACAGGCCCGAUCCGGUAUCGGACGAGCCGGAUGGAGACAGCGACGUGGAAGAGGAGGCGGAUCACGGGAUCUAUCUUCCCGUUGCCAUUCGCCUUGGCAGGUUCGUCGUCGUCGUCACUGCUGUUGUGUCAAUCGGACUGUUUUGGGGUGUGCAGCCAUGGAACCUGUCAGCCGUGAAUUCGACGCCAGCUCAGAUCGUCCGAAUCCUGGUUGACGUCAUGGUGGCAUUUCUGAUCGGCGACCUCAUCUGGACGGCUACAAAGACGGCAAUUGACCGGCGUAUGGCGGCGAUGCCGAAACUUCAGCCCGGUGUGGCGCCAGGGCCGGAGGCGCGCAUGGCGACGCUGCUGCCGCUGAUCAAGAAAGUCGUGCUGGUCACGAUUCUGGUCAUGGUCGCGCUGAUCGGGCUUUCAUCGAUGGGCAUCAACAUUACUCCGUUGCUGGCCGGCGCGGGCGUGGUCGGACUGGCGAUCGGUUUUGGUGCCCAAGCCCUGGUUCGCGAUAUCGUCUCGGGCGUCUUCUUCCUGAUCGACGAUGCCUUUCGGGUCGGCGAAUAUAUUGAAAUGGGUGAUUUGCGCGGCACCGUGGAAUCCAUGUCCAUUCGCUCCCUGCAAGUCCGGCACCACCGGGGUGCAGUGCACACCAUCCCGUUCGGCGAACUGAAGUCGCUCACCAAUUACAGCCGCGACUGGGUCAUGAUGAAACUGGAAUUCCGGGUGCCUUUCGACACCGAUCUCAAACUCGCCAAAAAGAUCGUUAAACGCAUUGAUGCCGAAUUGCAGGACAACCCGGAAUACGGGAAGAAUUUCCUGCAGCCGCUCAAGUUUCAAGGGGUCCGGCGGAUGGAGGAAUUCAACAUGGUCGUCGGCGUAAAAUUCAUGACCAAACCGGGUGAGCAAUGGACCAUCAGGCGCGAUGCCUAUCAACGCAUUCGGGAUGAAUUCGAAAAGGCGGGCAUCAAUUUCGCACAACGAAACGUCAAGGUUGAAGUCAUCGGCGCAGAGGACAUGAGCGAGGAAACAAAGGAACAAGCCGCCUCUGCAGCAAUGGACGCCAUUGAACAACAGGUUGACGGACCAACCGGGUCAUAA
Effrenium voratum is the source of this 2112-nucleotide messenger RNA. The record is from the annotation of a GenBank genome assembly. Lineage: Eukaryota; Dinophyceae; Suessiales; Symbiodiniaceae.